This is a messenger RNA of Didymosphaeria variabile, 873 nucleotides long. RefSeq lists its product as uncharacterized. The transcript has a single exon. Lineage: Eukaryota; Fungi; Ascomycota; Dothideomycetes; Pleosporales; Didymosphaeriaceae. Bases 1 to 873 code for a protein of 290 amino acids. The record is from RefSeq and is a predicted model, not a curated record.
AUGCAGACUUCAAUCACUCGCUCAUCGACCUCACAUCUCUCCCCGGAAGUCACAGGCGCUACUCUUGAUCCCCAGGUCCUGAACUCGCAGCAACAACGCACGACGCAAACUUCGAGAUCAAGGUACGUUAUGGAUGCCGCAAGUCGGAACACGUCUUUCUCCUCAUUGAACGAAUCAUACCUGGACCGCGCGGAGACGAAGUCGCAACCCAUCAAUGUCGUCCGCCCCGACAUGCGCCGCAGCUCUUCCGCAGAACAUAACGCGCUCAUGCGACAGAUCAUGGCCCCGUGGGGAUCUCUCUCUUCAACGCCGCCAGGAUGUCGCGCGGUCAGCUACAGCAGCUGGCGCCGCUUCUCAGCUACCUCAUCAAACCAGAGCAAGUCCCGCAAUGAGAUGACGGCCUCGGCACUUCUCGAAGUGAAUGGCCUGGCACCUGAGUUUGACCCGCCGGUGCUUGAACGAUGUAACCUUAGCAUCGCCGAGGAGGUGCUGUGCGGAAAUCCCACGGCCGAGCAACUGCCAGAAUUACCCCAGGUUAGAUACAACGUCCGGGGCCAGCGCUACCACCCGCGCUUCCAGCGCACACAAUCCAGCCGAACAAGCUCGACAGGCUCCUGGACGACGCUCACGAGCGACGGUAUUUCUCCUCCAGGAGCACCAAAACCGAUCGCUUUCAAGAAGCAAAUGGUCAGACCGACUAGGACGAGCUCUCUCCUUACGAUGGGCUUCAAGGGCUCGCCGAAGACAUCUCAGCGUACGGAGCCACCGAGAGAAGCGUUGGUCAAGAUUGGGAAGGAGUUCGGUAUCGAGAGCCUGAGCAUUGAUGAUCUGCCCGAGGAUGCCUUCGAAUCGGACAGCGAGAAUGAAGACUGA